Molecule: messenger RNA, 744 nt
Organism: Mastomys coucha (southern multimammate mouse)
Lineage: Eukaryota; Metazoa; Chordata; Mammalia; Rodentia; Muridae
Gene: Cimip2c
Product: family with sequence similarity 166 member C
Exons: 4
Coding region: 68-670 (200 amino acids)
Source: RefSeq, a predicted model, not a curated record
GGUGACCAGCCGGCUGUUUACCACUGGCCUGAGCCGAGCCACCGCGCCGGGGCUCACAGCAGCCACCAUGGCCUUCCGUAGCGCGGGCACACUAAUGACCGAAUUCAAUGCCGCCUUCGUGCCCCCAGCUCUCAUGCCCGGGUAUAAAGGCCAUGUCCCCGGUGUGGCUUCCUCCUUUGGCUCCUCUUAUGGCAACAUCACCUUCAAGUACUUCCAGGACCUCCGCCAUACAGGCUUGGAGAAGAGCUACGCCCUCCUCAGUGGAGGUCGAUUUCCCACCAUCUUCUCCCCUAACUCCUCCCUGGUGCUGACUGAUAACUCACAGAACUGGGAUCGAUGGCUGCACCAGCCCACCUACAGCCGAUCCAAUCUGGACAACGGGCGCACCACUGAGCUCACUAACUUUUACAAGACAGUCCAGCAACAGCGGAAGUAUUACAAAGACAAGACUGGCACGGUGUCUCGUGUUCCUUACUUUGUACUGCCUGUGAAGGAGCGGGACCGGUACCCUCUACCCACCGACCUGCCUCCUCUGAGUGAGAAGAGUAAGUGGCACCUAUUAAGAGUAUCCCCUGACUACGUGAGGACCUACCAGACCUUCCCGUCAGGAAAGAGAGUUUCCACUCAAGAGCGGCAGAGGCGGGACCUUUACUUCGAGUUCAGAGCCUGAAGCCAGGUGGCUGACACCAGGAAGCCUUGGCCUGACCAGGCUGGCUUGCUUGUAAUAAAAUCUUCAGCCACAAC